This is a messenger RNA of Aaosphaeria arxii CBS 175.79, 438 nucleotides long. RefSeq lists its product as uncharacterized. The transcript has a single exon. NCBI's taxonomy places the organism in Eukaryota, Fungi, Ascomycota, Dothideomycetes, Pleosporales. The coding region runs from base 1 to 438 and encodes 145 amino acids. The record is from RefSeq and is a predicted model, not a curated record.
AUGGCUACCACGUCAUUCUCAACGUCCAUCAUUCUCACAUCCACUUCUCCCCCGACGACUUUACGAUCCACAGAUGCCACUGCUUCAUCAGCAUCAUCCCGCAACAACCCACAAGAACCCUCACUCGAGGUCAUCAUCGCGAUAGUGAUUGGAAUCCUGUUCUUCAUGGGUAUCAUAAUCGGUCUAUCGGUACUCUUCUGGCAACAUCAAGAACGAAAAAUGGCACGGAGAGCCAGGGACAAGGCGGAGUGCGUCUCACCAAUUGAGCUGGAAGCGGAGCAGCCGGUGGAGGAACCUUCACACGACGCGAGACGACGAGAUGAAAGUCGGGACAGACUACAGAGAGCUGAAUUGGAGAAUAGUGAAGUGCCGUCGGAGUUAGUUGGGGAGAAGGAGGACUUCGUUAUCAUGUUUAGGCCUUCCGUUGUGCAGCGGUAG